AGUGUGUUUGCUGCUACCACAACAUCGUGGCUUUAUGACAAGCUGAAGGUCAAGCGAUGCUCAUUUUCACGCUGAGUCCAUAGACAAAAGCGCAGAGCAGCUGGAAAACCGCUUUUGACGGAGCUCUGCUGCGUUUUCCAACGUUUUAGGAGAGAAAUGAGUGCGAAAAGCGGCCGAGCGGCGCCGCUCAUGCCGGUCAAUAUGAGAGCUUUGGAGGCUCCACGGACAAAACGCAGAAAGCUUCAGGGCUGAACUCGACUUCAACACGAAGAGACUCGAGUCCGCCAGCGGCCACCUCAUCGUCAGCCUCCGGCGCUUCUUCCCACACUCACCGUGGACUCUUUUCUGCUGAGGAGAAAACACAAGUGAGCCGCCAUCACAGCGCACUCAGGAGCCGCCGGCCGCCUCCAGUCUCCACGGCUCUCAUGCUGUGUUUAAGUGCCGCCUCCUGCGCCGGACUGUCCAGCUUUUCUCUCACACUCGUCUCGUCCUGAGCAGCAACGCAGCAGCAAGUAGAAAAUGGCCGAAGUCGCUCCAGCAGCUCCGACCGCCGCUCCGGCUAAAGCAGCCAAGAAGAAGGCGCCCCGGCCGAAGAGGACCGGACCCAGCGUCAGCGAGCUCAUCGUCAAAACGGUGGCCGCGUCCAAGGAGCGGAGCGGCGUGUCCGCGGCCGCCCUCAAGAAGACUCUGGCUGCCGGAGGCUACGACGUGGACAAGAACAAAGCCCGGGUCAAGCUCGCCAUCCGGAGCCUGGUGACUAAAGGGGUCCUGGUUCAGACCAAGGGGACCGGGGCCUCCGGCUCCUUCAAGAUGAGCAAGAAGGCGGCUGAGCCCAAAGCCAAGAAGGUCGCCAAGAAAGCCCCCCCGAAAGUCAAGAAGCCCGCAGCCAAGAAACCCGCCAAGAAGACCAAAGCUGCGGCGGUCAAGAAGUCCCCGAAGAAGCCCAAGAAACCCGCGACGGCCAAGAAGGCCACCAAGAGCCCAAAGAAGGCCACCAAGAGCCCCAAGAAGGCUACCAAGAGCCCCAAGAAGGCAACCAAAAAGGCCCCUGCAGCCAAAAAGGCGCCCGCAGCCAAAAAGGCCCCCGCAGCCAAGAAAAGCCCCGCAAAGAAGGCUGCCAAGCCCAAAGUGAAGAAAGCAGCAGCCAAGAAGAAGUGAGCUGCCGUCACACGUCCUGAGAAAACGGCUCUUUUAAGAGCCACCACCCGGUC
Molecule: messenger RNA, 1211 nt
Organism: Scatophagus argus
Lineage: Eukaryota; Metazoa; Chordata; Actinopteri; Scatophagidae
Product: histone H1-like
Exons: 1
Coding region: 520-1158 (212 amino acids)
Biological process (GO): nucleosome assembly
Cellular component (GO): nucleosome
Molecular function (GO): structural constituent of chromatin; DNA binding
Source: RefSeq, a predicted model, not a curated record